GUGGUGGAGGAAAAGAACAAUACUAUAACUAAUCCAUGUAUAAUCACAGGAGGAACCAUUAACAGUGAAAUAAUAUAAGUUUUUCAUCUUUAUGAACUUAAAAGGGAGGUAUUUUCCAAGGCGGUGGGAGGCUGGCGGGAACGGGAAGACAUCAGCUGCUGUUGCCUGUGUGUCUGUGUGGGCUGUGUGUCUGAGUGUGAGGCCCGGCACAUUGCACGCAUCUUCCCCCACCACCUCACUCACACCACCCCACACCUCUACACUCCACACCAGCCCUCCACACAUUCGGGUGUGAGGCCAGCCCUGGCACCAUGGACGAGAGCAGUGCUGGCACCAGCAGCAUAACAAACAGCACAAAUGGCUCGGAGAAGAAAACGGGAGGUGGACUGCGGAACUUUCGAAAGGGCAAAGGACAAGUUUCUCUUCUGAGAUUUUUUCGUAAUGAGAGCAAAAAAUCAGAGGAGAGUAAAGAGUCCAAAUCUUCCUCGCCGCCCGUCAGCACAACCAGCAGCAUUGACGCCGAUCGUUCAAGCAGUCCAGUGUUCAACUCCUCAUCUAGUGUGAAAACAAACACAUCAUCUCAGAGCCAAAAUGACAAAUCAGUGAAGGAAAGCGAUAGAGAGGUAAGUCCAGUAUUUAAGAGAAAACUCAGCACUGAAAGACCACUGAACAACAUAACCAGGACCAGUGUUAUGUCAGGCACACAGCAGACAGUACUGAAGAUGAUGGUCCAAAAACCCACCACCACCUUAUCAGUGCGCACUCUGUCCAAGCCACUCUUUGUCGGAGCUCCAAGUCCUGAGGGGAAGGAGGAGGAGAGUCCCAAUGAGGCUGACAAUGAUGAGUCCUCCUCAGAAAGUCCCCUGGGUGGCAUGUCCAUGAAGACCCUGAUCAGCAAGACCUCACCGACCAAGAGAACACUCAAUACCUCAGACCUGGAUGACAGCCAAGACAGUCCUUUCUUCUAUACACGGGUGAAGCGUGCCAGGAUUGUUGCCUCGAGUGAUGAGGAGGAUGCGUCUGACAGCAAGAAGCCACAAGUCAAUGGCCAUGGAAAUACCUCACCUGAGUCUUCCAAGAAGCCAGAUGAUGACAGCAUUGACAAGUUCAUUAAUAUGUGGGAGAUGGUCUACCCUUUUGUCGACAAAAUGGAAUGUUUGGACAUAUACAAAGCCAAUGACUGGGAUGCCAAGAUCACCAUGAUGCAGUUGAGCAAGAUCAGCCGGGACCGGAGGGACAAGGACAAGAUUCAGAAAGCUGAGGAGGAAUUGCAGAGGAAAAAGUUGGCAGCAGAAAAGAAAGAAGAAUUAAAGAAACAGAAAGCAACAGAAAAGGAAAUGGAAGCUAUAGCUAGAAAUGCAAUGAAGCAGAAACUAAAAGCCAAAAAAGAUUCUUGGAAAGCCAAAGCUGCCAUGAAGCAGACUGAACAAGACAUAGACGAGGAGGAGGAGGACUACCAGAUGACGGGAGCCAAGGUGUAUGACAGUGAUGAGGAGUCGGGAGCUGAGGAGGAGGAAACUCCAAUGCUGAAGGGAGACCGCCAGUUGGUGCUUAAUUUCUUCAAUGAGGCCUCGGUUGGAGAACUGGCAGCCAUUGGUGGCUGUUCUAAGAAGAAGGCGGAUGUGGUGGUGCAGCUGCGGCCUUAUGCUGACUGGCAUGACAUUGUCCACAAAUUUCAAACAGAGAAGUAUGUUAGUACAGAUCUCCUCAAUGAAGCCAAGACUGUGUUGCAUGUGAGAAGCAGCGUUCAGAAGCUGAUGAAGAAAUGUGAAGAUAUUGCCAAAGACAUGCAGAGUAUUGUUUCCAGAAUUGUCAAUGGCGAGGAAGAUGCAGGGAUCAGCAAGCAGCCUGAGUCUCUUAAUUCCUCCAUGCAGCUAAAGGGGUACCAGCUCAUUGGUCUGAACUGGCUGGUGUUGAUGCAUGAACAAGGACUGAACGGUGUGCUGGCUGAUGAGAUGGGUCUGGGGAAGACAGUCCAAGCUAUUGCAUUCCUGGCAUACAUCAAGGAGGUGGAGGAUCCCGAGAGACCAAACCUCAUCAUUGUUCCCUCCUCCACUCUUGACAACUGGGCACGGGAGCUGGAGACAUGGUGUCCCUCCCUGGAGGUCCUGCACUACCACGGCUCACAGGAGGACCGGCGGAGCAUCCGGUGUGCGAUUAUGAAUGGCACGCUGGAGGAGGAACCCGAUGUUAUACUCACCACGUAUAACAUGGUGACCACAAGUACUGAGGACAGAGCUCUCUUUAAAAAGCUCAGAUUCCAUUCAGUUGUGCUGGAUGAGGCUCAUAUGCUGAAGAACAUGGCUUCCCAGCGCUAUGAAAACCUCAUGAAGAUUAAGGCGUUUCGACGUGUCCUUCUGACCGGCACUCCUCUGCAGAACAAUUUAGUGGAGCUCAUGUCCAUCCUCAUCUUCGUCAUGCCGCAAUUGUUUGAUAGUAAAAAGGAGGAAUUAAAGCGAGUGUUUGCAAUGUUCCCGAGAUCUGAUACCAGUGGGAACAAAGGACGUUUUGAGCGAGAGAGAAUUGAGCAAGCUAAGCGUAUAAUGAAGCCAUUUUUCUUGAGGCGACUAAAAUGUGACGUUCUAAAGGAUUUACCUUUGAAGGAAGAUGAAGUCAUUUAUUCACCAUUGUCAGCAAGACAAAAACAAAUCUAUCAGGAUACAGUUGCAAUCCUCAGUAAAAAAGCUCAGCAGCAAAAAUUAGAAUUUGAAAAUGUGGAUAUGAAGAAGUUAACAGAGUUGGAGGAGCUUGAAGUUACCAGUGGUUCAAGAAAACCCAAAGAAAAGGAUUCUGAUGCAAGUUCCAACAUGGUGAUGGUCCUCAGGAAAAUUGCAAACCACCCUCUGCUUGUCAGGAGACACUACACUGAUGCCAAACUGAAGGAGAUUGCAAAGAUCCUAAAGAAGACAACCCACCGUGAUUCAGUCCUGGAGUACAUUGUGGAAGACUUUUCGGUCAUGUCAGACUUUGAGAUCCACAACACCUGUGCCCAGUACAAUCACAUCCGGCAGUAUCGGCUGGACAAUGACUACAUCCUCAGCUCAGGCAAGAUGGAGCAGCUGGAUGUGCUGCUCCCUAAACUAAAGGAAGAAGGAUCUCGAGUAUUAAUUUUCUCCCAGUUUGUCAUUGUAUUAAAUAUCCUGGAACAGUACACAAAGUUGAGAGGACACAAAUAUCUGAGAUUCGAUGGGACUACGCAAGUAUCAGAAAGGCAGGAACUCAUAGAUAAAUACACCGAGGAGGAGGACAUCUUCCUGUUCCUUCUGUCUACCAAAGCAGGUGGCCUGGGGAUCAACCUGACAGCUGCCAACACUGUGAUCCUUCAUGACAUUGACUUCAAUCCUUAUAAUGACAAGCAGGCCGAGGAUCGAUGUCACAGAGUGGGUCAGACACGACCAGUGAAAAUCAUCCGUUUGAUCAGCAAAGGCACCAUCGAGGAAGGCAUGCUGCAGAUUGCUCAGGAUAAGUUACAGCUGGAGAGGGAAGUCACAGGUUUGGAAGAAGGGCAACAGAAGAGAGAUGUGGGAAUGCUAUUGAAGGUGGCGCUGGGUCUGGUGAAGCCUGAGGCACCGAGUUCCUCCUCUAGCAGUGAAAACAAGCCACAGGAGGAGGCCCAAGAUGUUGGGCCUGAAGGUGACCAAACCCGGGAUGAAGACGCCCCAUGUGAAGACUCUCAGGGUAACGGUUGCAACACUGACAACUCUGACGGUGAUGAAUUGUAGUUCUCCGCACCAAUAGGCAUCAAAUAAAUCCCUGGGGCAUCACAUUCACCUGGAAAGCUGCCUUACAAACCCACAAAAUGGAUCGAUGGAAAAGCAAGGCUGUUCUUUUGCACUGACACUGGCAAUUACAAUUCUUAAAUUUCUGAAGGAUAUUUUAUUUUAGCCCAUUAGAUGUACUGUUGAGGACAGACCAGAAUGAACCAACAUAUACACAUUUAAAAAAAAUUUUAUAUGAUCUAGAUCUCCCUCUUAUUUAUUAAACAGGUAUUUAUGACUGCGACUAUAUUUCUUUUUUUAAUGAUGUGCCACCCCAUUUCUCUGGGAGAAGGGCAAAUGUAUAAAAGAAAAUACUAUAUUUUGGUUAUUUUUAAAAUUAUGUAUUUCUUUUCUUAUACGUAAUUUAAUUUUAUAAUAAAAAUCAAAUGUCUUCA
Messenger RNA from Portunus trituberculatus (swimming crab), 4153 nucleotides. Its product is annotated as SWI/SNF-related matrix-associated actin-dependent regulator of chromatin subfamily A containing DEAD/H box 1 homolog. The coding region runs from base 312 to 3722 and encodes 1136 amino acids. Gene Ontology annotation, cellular component: nucleus. The record is from RefSeq and is a predicted model, not a curated record. The transcript is spliced from 23 exons. Lineage: Eukaryota; Metazoa; Arthropoda; Malacostraca; Decapoda; Portunidae. Gene Ontology annotation, molecular function: chromatin binding; ATP-dependent chromatin remodeler activity; ATP binding.